CUCCUAUCACGCUGAGCACACCCCUGCUGCUCCUGCUGCCUCUGCAGGAUGCAGCUCUGCUCUCCUCGGUGUGGUUUGUGUCCUUCCCAAGGCAUGCAGAUCCAUCUCUGAGCUCUGUGCUCAGCAUCAGCCGCUGCUUCUGAGGCCCUGCGGGCGGGAUGGAGAUGGAGAUGAUGGAGAUGGUGAUGGGACAGGGAGCCGAGGACCCGGAGCCGCUGGCACCUCCCCGGCUCGGUGCUGCUCGGUGCUGCAACGCCUCCGGGAAAGGGCUGCACAGCCAGGGGCGCAUUUCCUCCCGCCCUGGGACGGUUUCCAAACAAGAAUGAGGAAAUGCUGAGCUCUGCAGCCACGUUCGUGGAUGUGUCCCUAAAACACCCCGCAGAGGGAGGCGGCUGCUUUCGAGCUGCACCCCAGCUGCAGUUGCAGGAGAGCCUGAAUGUCCCCGGGGCGGCGACAAGGACACGGGGGAGACCUGCGUGGCUCCGGGACCUUGGGCACAUGCCCGUGUGCCAAUCCCGUGCCCAGGCUCUGCUCGGGCAGCACCCAGGGGCCGUGGGCUGGGUGACGUCCGGCCCGCCCGCAGCCCGCUGCCACUGAUGUCACCCAAAUCGCUCAUUGAGUUUUGCUUUGCCGCUGCCAAUCUCAUUUCCUGGUUCUUGUGCAAUCCCAAGGGCUUUCAGGUUUCUUCCCGAUUCUUUAUCUGCCUGCGGGACCAAAACACCCUCAGAAGAAAAACAGCGCCGAUGUCUUGGGUCAGUGCCCGGGGAGGAGAUGUCCUGUGGGGGGCAGCCAGCCGUGAAGCAGGUUUUUUUUAGCUGCCUUGGUGUUUUGCAGAAAAAACAUUCCUGGCGGGCCGUCGCCAUGUCGGUGUCGCACAGCUCCAGGCUGAACAAGCUGGUGCGGGAGCAGUACAUGAGGCUGCCCCAGGAUGGGAGGGUGCAGGUCACCUACGUCUGGAUCGACGGCAGCGGCGAGGGAGUGCGCUGCAAGAGCAGGACCCUCGAUAAGGAGCCCAAGAGCAUCGAAGAUGUCCCCGAGUGGAAUUUCGAUGGCUCCAGCACGGCGCAGGCAGAGGGCUCCAACAGUGACAUGUUCCUGGUGCCCGUCUGCAUGUUCAGGGACCCUUUUUGCCUGGACCCCAACAAGCUGGUGCUCUGCGAAGUGCUGAAGUACAACAGGAAGCCCGCAGAGACCAACCUGAGGCACACGUGCAAGAAAGUGAUGGACCUGGUGAAGGACAGCCACCCCUGGUUCGGGAUGGAGCAGGAGUACACCCUGCUGGGCAUCAACGGGCACCCCUACGGCUGGCCCGACAACGGCUUCCCCGGCCCACAGGGCCCCUAUUACUGCGGGGUUGGAGCAGAUAAGGUGUACGGGCGUGAUAUCGUGGAGUCCCACUACAAGGCCUGUCUCUAUGCGGGGGUGAAGAUCUGUGGCACCAAUGCCGAGGUGAUGCCCUCCCAGUGGGAAUUCCAGGUGGGCCCGUGUGAAGGCAUUGAGAUGGGGGAUCACCUGUGGAUGGCUCGGUUCAUCCUGCACCGUGUCUGCGAGGACUUUGGGGUUGUGGCCACUCUGGACCCCAAACCCAUGACCGGCAACUGGAACGGCGCCGGGUGUCACACCAACUACAGCACCGAGGAGAUGCGCAGAGAGGGGGGUCUCAAGCACAUCGAAGCCGCCAUCGAGAAGCUGAGCAAGCGGCACGAUUACCACAUCUGCGUGUACGACCCGCGCGGCGGCAGGGACAACUCCCGGCGCCUCACCGGCCACCACGAGACCUCCAACAUCUUCGAGUUCUCAGCCGGCGUGGCCAACCGGGGCGCCAGCAUCCGCAUCCCGCGCCAGGUGGGCCAGGACGGCUACGGCUACUUCGAGGACCGGCGGCCGGCGGCCAACUGCGACCCCUACGCCGUCACCGAGGCCAUCAUGAGGACGACGGUGCUCAACGAGACCGGCGUGGAGACCAAGGACUACGCUGAGCACUGAGGCACCGGGGUGGGUGGAGGUUCUCGUGCCUACAGCGGCUUCUCACGUGGGAUUUGUGCCUGUGCAGUGUCUUCAGCUGCAAGCUCAGACUCUUCUUAGGAACCUCGCUUCUGGUCUUGUGAAACUUCGCCUUAGAAAUGUGUAUUUUAUAGCAAGAGGGAGGGGCCCAAGCUAUUUUCUCAACUACUUUGUUUGUUCUGGUUCCUGGUUUUAGGUCAUGAGGUUUUUUUAAAAAAAAAUUGGAUUGAAUUUUUUUUUUCCCUGAUGGACUUUACACUGUGAUGUACAUAGAUUCCAACGUGGAUGCUGCAGCUGCUGCUGUUUGCACCUGAGGAGGGUGGGUGCUUUUUUUUUUUCCCAUAUCUCUGUUGCAAGGAAAUGAUAAUAAAUAAUUUUCCUGGCUGCGUGGCAGCUGGGUUAUGCU
Zonotrichia leucophrys gambelii is the source of this 2410-nucleotide messenger RNA. Its product is annotated as glutamine synthetase. The record is from RefSeq and is a predicted model, not a curated record. The coding region runs from base 772 to 1986 and encodes 404 amino acids. Gene Ontology annotation, molecular function: glutamine synthetase activity. Gene Ontology annotation, cellular component: cytoplasm. The transcript is spliced from 7 exons. NCBI's taxonomy places the organism in Eukaryota, Metazoa, Chordata, Aves, Passeriformes, Passerellidae.